This is a messenger RNA of Porites lobata, 666 nucleotides long. The record is from the annotation of a GenBank genome assembly. NCBI's taxonomy places the organism in Eukaryota, Metazoa, Cnidaria, Anthozoa, Scleractinia, Poritidae.
GUCUGCGACUUGGCUCGCGGUAAAGAUGUUUUCGCUAUUAUACUCACCGGUUUUGGCAAAAGUUUAAUCUUUCAGCUAUUCCCACGCUUGGCUAAAGCUGCUCUAACCUUAGAACCUUUAACCUUAGAGUGUCGACCAAUUACUGACCGAUACAUCGGUCAAGUAUCGACCAACUAUCGGCGAAGUGUCGGCAAAGUGUCGGCAAAGUGUCGGCGAAGUGUCGGCGAAGUGUCGGCGAAGUGUCGGCAAAGUGUCGGCGAAGUGUCGGCGAAGUGUCGGCGAAGUGUCAGCGUAGUGUCGGCGAACGAAAAGCUAUAUCGGCCGAGACACAUCUGGAACGACUAUCGACCGUGUCUCGACCGAGUGUCGACCGACUAUCGACCGACUAUUGACCGCUAUAUCGACCGAGUAUCGACCGAGUGUCGACCGAGUAUCGACCGACUAUCGACCGACUAUCGACCGACUGUCGACCGACUAUCGACCGAGUAUCGACCGACUGUCGACCGACUAUCGACCGACUGUCGACCGACUAUCGACCGCUAUAUCGGCCGCUAUAUCGACCGAUGUCUCGGUCGACAUUACCCACAGUAAACAAGAUCCGAAAGCUCUACGAUAAUAGUCGUUUCGCCGCUGAUAUCUAUAAUGCGAGAUCAAGUGGAACACUGA